Messenger RNA from Salvelinus sp. IW2-2015, 3766 nucleotides. It is a transcript of the gene prkaa2, whose product is annotated as protein kinase, AMP-activated, alpha 2 catalytic subunit. The record is from RefSeq and is a predicted model, not a curated record. Gene Ontology annotation, cellular component: cytoplasm. Gene Ontology annotation, biological process: intracellular signal transduction; protein phosphorylation. Lineage: Eukaryota; Metazoa; Chordata; Actinopteri; Salmoniformes; Salmonidae. Gene Ontology annotation, molecular function: ATP binding; protein serine/threonine kinase activity.
UUCAAGCCACAACCACCAAACGGUAGCAAAUGUACCUCAAAGUCUGUUCAAGAACGUUUUGUGGAAACGUGUCGUUCAGUACAAACCGUUCCGCAACGUAGCAAACGUUCAAGCGAACUGAACGCACAGGUCUAGUGUACCGCGGUCCCGCGCACCGUGUAGACAGCCAGCUCGAGCCUACCGGAACGGUGUAACGUUCUGAACGGUAAAGAUGGCAGAACGACAGCAGAAACAUGAAGGCGGCCGAGUGAAGAUCGGACAUUACCUCCUAGGAGACACUCUGGGCGUCGGCACCUUCGGCAAAGUAAAGAUUGGAGAGCACCAGUUGACAGGUCAUAAGGUGGCAGUGAAGAUCCUGAACAGACAGAAGAUCAGGAGUCUGGACGUGGUGGGCAAGAUCAAACGAGAGAUACAGAACCUCAAACUCUUCAGACACCCUCACAUCAUCAAACUGUACCAGGUGAUCAGUACUCCUACAGAUUUCUUCAUGGUGAUGGAGUAUGUCUCAGGAGGAGAGCUGUUUGACUACAUCUGCAAACACGGACGGGUAGAAGACAAAGAGGCUCGUCGGUUGUUCCAGCAGAUUAUCUCCGGUGUAGACUACUGCCACAGACACAUGGUGGUGCACAGAGACCUCAAACCUGAGAAUGUACUGCUGGACCAUUCCAAGAACGCCAAAAUAGCUGACUUCGGGUUGUCAAACAUGAUGUCAGACGGYGAGUUCCUGAGGACCAGCUGUGGAUCUCCCAACUACGCGGCUCCUGAAGUCAUCUCCGGAAGGUUAUACGCUGGUCCUGAGGUGGACAUAUGGAGCAGUGGGGUGAUCCUGUAUGCGUUGCUGUGUGGGACUCUGCCCUUUGAUGACGAACACGUUCCCACGCUGUUUAAGAAGAUCAGAGGGGGUGUCUUCUAUAUGCCAGAAUACCUCACUCGCCCCGUCGCUUCCCUGCUGCUGCUCAUGCUGCAGGUCGACCCGCUCAAGAGGGCUACCAUUAAAGACAUUAGGGAACAUGAGUGGUUUAAGCAGGACCUGCCAGGCUACCUGUUUCCUGAGGACCCUUCCUAUGACUCCACCAUACUGGAUGAGGAGGCAGUCCGAGAGGUGUGUGACAAGUUUGAGAGCACCGAGUCUGAGGUGAUGUCCAGCCUGUACAGCGGAGACCCUCAGGACCAGCUAGCAGUAGCGUACCAUCUGAUCAUAGACAACCGGCGCAUCAUGACCCAGGCCAGUGAGUUCUACCUGGCCUCCAGCCCUCCCCAGGGCUCCUUCAUGGAGGAUGGCAUGUCACUGCCCCCCGGGGUCAAACCACACCCAGAGAGGAUGCCCCCCCUGCUGGUAGACAGCCCCAAGUCUCGCUGCCCGCUGGAUGCCCUGAACACCACCAGAGCCAAACCCCUGGCAGUGAAGAAAGCCAAGUGGCAUCUGGGCAUCAGGAGUCAGAGCAGACCCUAUGACAUCAUGGCUGAGGUCUACAGGGCUAUGAGACAGCUACAGUAUGACUGGAAGGUGGUGAACCCGUACCACCUGCGUGUUCGGAGGAAGAACCCAGUAACAGGCAACCUGGUGAAGAUGUGUCUCCAGCUGUACCAAGUAGACAACAGAUCCUACCUGCUGGACUUCAAAAGCAUCGACGAUGACAUCAUGGACGCAGUAGGGUUUAAGUCGGGCUCUUCCACCCCCCAGAGGUCAGGCUCCACUGCAGGGCUCCACAGACCCAGACUCAGUGUGGACUCAGCCUGUCCUGCCGUGGAUCUCCCCAAGCUCAGCUCCUCUCUGCCUGGGUCGCUGUGCUCCAGCGCUGCCCUCCUCACCUCCACCCCCACCCCGCGCCAGGGCAGCCACACUAUGGACUUCUUUGAGAUGUGUGCCAGUCUCAUCACCACGCUGGCCCGCUAGAGAGGGUAAACCCCCGCUGGGUAACUAGGGGCCUGGAGUUUUUCCUGGUCAAUGUCAUAUAGUCUGGAAAACUCCAGGUCCCGCCUGCAUAACCAUCUGAAACAGAACACUGCCCUGAGCCUAUUUAGACAGUUUUAUAUUGUGUGUGAUCCUGACCUAAUUUUGCAGAACACUGACUACUGCAGGGCAGACAUGCCUCUAACCACAGAUCUAGGGUCAGUUGUUCCCUCCUGGUGUUGUAGGUUUGGGCUAGGCAAGAUAAACUGAUCGUAGAUCUCUGAUUAGGCUUCCUGUCUGUCUAGAGCAGGGAUGGGCAACUUUGAUGGGGGUAGGGGCCACAAAAAAUCAGAACUCAUCAUUAGGGGGUGCGGUGGCUCGCGUGACUGCUUACCCACAUCCAUACACACACAUGCAGUCAGCGUUUUGGAGGCCCUAAGCAAGAUUUGGCGAUUUAUAAACAUUUUAGUUUAGUCUUGACAGCGGAAGGAAUUGAUCUGCGGGCCUACAAAAGUGGCCAUGCGACCCGCGGGCCACCAGUUGCCCAUCCCUGGUCUAGAGCCAGUCUGCCAGAGCCAGUCUGGCCGUGGGAAKGGUUAGAGGUCUCACUUGUUGGGGCAAAGUUGUGUUAAGUCAAAUCUACUGUAGCUCUCAUAUGGCGCGUUCACGUGCUAGUCGAAAGUAGGAAACUGACAUUUCUAACUGGUUGCAGUUAUGCACGUGUAGCGUUCAACCAGUUAGCAUGUCGGACAUUUCUGAGUUUCCUAGUUCUGACUAGCAUGUAAAUGCGGCAAUAAUGUUUGUUUACAGAUAAGCGACGCCUCCCUGACUACUCUCAACCUCCAAUCAGCUCCAGAAUAGCCGUCACUGUAGAACAAACACACUGAGCAUUUUAUAUAUGGUUUUAUAUGGUUUUUGUAUUUUGUUAUCCAUAUUUAUCAUAUAUAUUUAUAUUACUAUCACUUUGAGUAGUGUAGUAGCUGUUGAUUGUAACAUACCAGAAAUGAAGUUAAAGAGAGGAUUGUUAUUAUUAUUUAGAUAUCAUAUUCUUAUUUAUUUUAAAGAGGUUGUUUUAUAGGCUCUGUGUGGUACUGAGUAUUGAAGCACUGCUGAUGUUUGAGAAUUAUAUACGGACUUAAGAGAUUUUAGGUGAUGAGAGGUUGUAGAGAGAGGGAGAGUGGAGGCUAACUGACUGGCAAUAUUGUUCUGUGGAUUAGUUAGUAUUGAUGCUAACUGACGGAGGAGGAGGGAGGGAAGUGUAUCUGUAGUGAACCUUUCUCCAGGUGCCUUAACACGUUGUUUCUAGCUUGGUGGCUGUUUUGUUUGCAGAAACAGAAUGGCAAGCAGACUGUUCUGUGUGUGUGUACACUCCUGUGUGUAGAGGAGAGUACUGACAGACAGGAGCUUGCCAGGGAUUGGUCAGGAGAAGACAUACAGUACUGUAGUUUCUGUGCCAAUGAGAUUAGAGUUCUGACUAAUAUAACUAAAGAUACAGGAGGAGAGGGAACAGAUAUGACAGAACACUGGAACAAAUCUCCCUUUACCAAUUGUCAAAUGGUUUACAGUAUAUAGUCUUCCGGACUCCUGUCUGUGUCUCUUGUUCUGCUGGAGCCAGUGAGGGUUGGGCUCUUGCUGAUCUGAUGCAUGCUAGUGUGUGUGUGUUUCUCUGGUCUGUUCCGGUACCAUGAUGGUGGUCUGUUUGGUUUGUUAUUAAAUGUAGAAUCAUUUGUAUCUCUCUCUCUUUCCUUCCCUCCCUCUGGAGUUAUUGGUUUGUUGUGUAUAUUUGCAGUAGUGUGUGUUGCGCCGAGAGAAUUGUAGACCUCUGUUGGGCCAGUUAAAGAGUCAAAAAAGACACUAAACCUCUCUUCUUUC